AUAUAAUUUUAGGAAACACCGCAAAAUGGCCGACAAAAACAAAACUUUUAUUGUCUGAAAAUAACUACUUGAACAUUAAGAAUAUCUAGCAACAAUCACGAAAAUGACUACUGUAAAACACAAGCUGAACAUAUUGUCUUUCAUUAUAUUGACACUUCUGUGUAAUUCUUAUUGUCAAUUAAUAGUUAACGUGAAGAAUCGCGGCGGUGAUGUGGAAAGGGAGACAAUUGAAGCUAACACAACUGCUGACACCAUCAGACUCGAAUUCCUCUCCAUGGAUGGCACCCACGUCACUCACUUUAUUGACUUCAAAGCUGAUGUGCAGGUGUUUCGAGUGUUCGUCCCCUGGGAAGAGGAGCGAGGCCUGUCCCUGCCACAGCCACAGGUUCUCUGCUUCGUGACGCGGUUCGGCAAGAACGAGUUCAUUUCCUCAGAUGCAAUGUCGAAGCUCAGACAGAAAAACCCAACAGCAAUUCGCAGCCCAGAAGAGGACCGAGGUGUGGAAAAGCACACACUGGACCUAUUGGUCAGUCUUGACCGGUCAGCUCUGAUCAGUCCUUACCUGUACAACAUCUGCAGUAGCGCUCCUGACAGCACAUAUUCAAAUGAGGCAGAUAUCAAACUUAUAUCUCAAGUGUUGAACAAAGAUCUUAGCAAAAUGAUGUCAGCCGUGAAAAGCACGGAGUCAGAGAAAAUUUCACGCUGUAAGGACACAACAGACAUUAAAAAGCCGUGCACGUGCCAAUAUCACUUGUGUAUCGGCUGGUACCCGUGCGGCCUAAAAUACUGCCGGGGAAAAGACUCUGCCGGGAAGGUCGUCAACUACCGAUGCGGAAUCAAGACUUGUCGACGAUGUUUGCUGUUUGAGCAUUACGCCAGUCAGAAAAUGUUAUGUCUUUGGGAUGACUUAUAGGAUUUUUUUUCUUCUGAUUUUGGCGGUCUGCAGCUUAUUGUAUAAAACCAGGUUAUUUUUGGAUUGGUCAAAGUUAGCCAAAAUGAUUAUGGAUUGGUCAAUUCACUGCCUAAAAAAAUACAUUUGAUUCAGGUGAGUCGACCCUACCUUCGAAAUAUCGGUAGGCACCCACUCAUCCGUUUUUAUAGUCAGUCAUUUUUUAUUUAUUUUUUUAAAUUGUGUGAAUUGAUAUGUUGUUUAAAACCUUUAAACUUUUAUACUGAAGAUUCUCCAAUGAUGACAAUUACGUUUAUAUAAAAGCCUUAUAACAAAAAAAAAAGAAGGAAAAAAAGAGGGGUUCCUACCCUACUUGGUUUUGAAAAGGAUGUUAACCUAACCAAACCUUUUUUUUUUUGGCCUAACCAUUACUUAUCAUAUCAUUGAAAUGACAAAACUAAAUUAAGGAUAACCUGUGGACAAAGUAUCCCAAGGUUUUUACGAUUGGUCGUAGAUUUUUGCAUUUACCAUAACUGUGCCAAUGUCGUAAUGGACAUUAAAACAUGACUACUGAAUUUAGUUUAAACAUAUUUUAUUCAGUUGAUAUAAUUAUACAAAAAUAACAGUACAACAAUAGUAUUUUGAAAUGGAUUGGAAAAUAAGUAAUGUAAUAGCUUAUACUAAUUCCUUUCUAUGUAGGAGGGUACAGUUGCGAAAUGCACAUAAAAUCAGUGUAUGGUGUGCACAGUAUGAUGAAAAAUAUUAUUAUCAAUAAGCCUAAUGAUAUACUUUUACAAGAACUGUUCAAACUAUUUUUACAUUUAAUUUGAAAACAACAACAACAACACAAAGGUAUUCUGUAAAUUUGUAACUCUCUUGUCAGCAGUUUGUGAUCGGUUACAUGACAUAUUGUUGAAUUUGUGACAAAUAACUCCAUGAUACUGGUCAAUUAUCAUGAUGCGUUAUGUUUCCUGUACAAAUAGUUAAUUUAUUAUUUUAUGAUGCGUGUAAUAAUGUACACAAUAUAUAAUAUUGUUGCUGUGAAAUUCAUAUUUAAUGAUGUACAAUGUAUGUAUUAUUUCGUGUUUUCUGAUGCUUUUUAGCGAGCCCAAUAUCAGUGAUCCCAUCAUGUGGUCACAAUGGUGGUUUGGCGCAGGUGCUUGCAUACAUUCAAGAUUGAAGAACAACUGUUCUCAGAACUGUUUCAGGAUUGUGACAGGGAUGGGCCGGACAUCGGACUGAUUGUUCACAACUUUGUUAAAGUUAGCAACAUUGUUAACAUCAGCGUUGUUAAUCUUUGAAAUCUUUACUACAGUACUCUGAAAGUAUCAAGGAUAUACUUAUUCCAAACAAGACCUGAUACAACUGUUUAAGCAGUAAUUGUUUAUAUUUAAAUAUUAGACCACAUCAUGAAAUAGUUCACCUUUAAAAGUUAACAACAAUGCCCGUAAUCACAUUGUUAACUUAAAAAAAGUUCUGAAUGAUCUGGCAAUUGUUAGUGUUUUGCUGACAAAUAUCUUUAAUUAUGAUUAGCAGUAUGAAAGAAGUACCGGGGUACUGUAUUUAUAAAAGCAGUACUACUGGUAGUAUGUAAUGCGCCUUGCAGUGUUAUAGUGUGUUUUUUUUACCUCGGACUAGAGGUUUUCAAUGUUUAAAUAAACUUGUCAUAUUAUAGAGCUAUUGGUGCUGUUAAACUUUGAUGCCUGCCUGGUGACCACCAACAAUUUUUGUGUCAUUUGAAAGGACAUUGCAAGCUGAUGACUAAUAUGUCAAAGCAAUAAAAAAGACCAAAAGUAAAUCUAAAAGUUAUUGCAGUAUAUAUUUUCUUUUUUAUUUCAACAUUAUUAAGACUUUGCCUUCUUUCCCUAUCUUCAAAAGCCAAGAAAUCUGGUUUAGAUAAAUAUAAAUUAAUUGCUAGAUUUUCAUCCAAAUGUAUUUUUUUGAAAUGGGGGAGGGGGUUACAUUUUAUUAGUUAUGUUUCUUAUUUGACUGUUUCAUCAUUGAAUACGUGUUCAUGUUUGUUUAAGUGACCAUUAACAUGGUAACAAUUCCCCUUUUUUGCAUGUGAAUGUUUACAUCACCACCGGCGGGUAUGAAUAAACGCUGUUGUCAGACAGUACCGGACCAAUACGCAAAUACAUUCGGAGCUCCUCGGCCAUUUUAUCGAAAACAACCUCGGAUGUAUAUGGAUGGUUUACACACUCAAAAAGUGGUACGUUUAAGUCCGCUGCAAGUAGAUCGCGUAGUGAUUUUAUUUAGCAGUUAAACUUUGUGACUUAACUCUUGGGAUUCUUCAUUAUGUUUGCUAUAAUACAAUUCAAUGACAAUAAAUUUAAACUUAGAUCAAUAAAUACAACUCUAAAACACUACAUUUAACUAAUGAUAUAAUUCAAAAUUUUACGAACUACUUCAACAGAUGUACCGGCAUACAUCCGAGGUUGUUUUCGAUAAAAUGGCCGAGGAGUUCCGAAUGUACGCAAAUACAGACCCCAGUUGAACAUUUUCAUUUGAGUCAAUAAAAUUUAAGGGCUGGUGGUAAAAAUGAGAGAUGGGGACGAAAAUCUAGCAAUUAAUUUAUAGUCGUCUUAUGAUCAUAGAAUCAGAGUAAUGUUCACACAUUUUUCAUAUGCUCACAAAAUCCUUUUAAAUGAUACAAAAACAAUUUGGGGUCACAAGACAGCCUGAACCAUGCCAGUUAUAAUUAUACGUGUGAUACUUUACCUGUAUUAUACAGAAGACAUAUGGAUUGAUGAUUACGGUUUUAGCCCGAGGGUAAUGAAAGGGUGCUACACCCUGUCCUUUUUUGGAAGCACCCUUCUGCCCUCAUUGAGACCAGAAUGUUCCAACCUAUUGCCUUCGAAGAAUAAAAUGCUGAAGAUAAUCAAAUAUGUCCUUUGUUUUGAUUAAAAAAUUGAUAUGUGAUUAUGGAUUUGAACAAACUUUACAUAUUAAGUUGUUGUAACCUAAUAUUUAAAACAUAAAAAACACAAUUUCUAACAUUUUCUAUGAAAUUCAUAAUGCUUUAAUUAUUUACUGCCCGAUACAACGUGCCCUUUUGUCCCACAGCAUCCUGUCCCUUUUCUACAGCACCCAGUCCCUUUUCUACAGCACCCUGUCCCUUUUCUACAGCACCCUGUCCCUUUUCUACAGCACCCUGUCCCUUUUCUACAGCACCCUGUCCUUUUUCUACAGCACCCUGUCCCUUUUCUACAGCACCCUGUCCUUUUUCUACAGCACCCUGUCCCUUUUCUACAGCACCCUGUCCCUUUUCUACAGCACCCUGUCCUUUUUCUACAGCACCCUGUCCCUUUUCUACAGCACCCUGUCUCUUUUCUGCAACACCGUGUCCCUUUUUGAAAACCUGGCUGCAACCCAAACUGUCAUUAUGUAACUGUUGGAGUUUAUAAAUUGAUGUUUUACUGUAUUGAAAUGCUUGUACUUAUAAAAUAAAAUAAAUAUGUCAUUUCAAACUGUAUAUUGUGGUUAGAAAAUGAAUAAUACAUUAUAUGGUAUUACUUUUCUGUUCUGUUCAUACAUGUUCUCAUUUGUACUUUUGAAAAAUAAACAAGUUCAAAGUC
Molecule: messenger RNA, 4467 nt
Organism: Mya arenaria
Lineage: Eukaryota; Metazoa; Mollusca; Bivalvia; Myida; Myidae
Product: out at first protein-like
Exons: 4
Coding region: 104-913 (269 amino acids)
Source: RefSeq, a predicted model, not a curated record